UUAAAAGUAUUAAACCACACCAAAGCAAAGACACAUAAUCCAAACUCUUUGUAUCAGGGAGCACAAACUGAACAUUUUCAUCAAGGGCUAGUUUUUGCAGGAGGUGGUGAGAAAAAUGGGAUGGAUGGAAUAGUAGUCGGUAUGGUGGGGAUUGAGGGCAUGUUAGGCAGAGGUGGUAGGGUUAUUUUGGGGGUAUUAGGGAUGGUGGGCAAGGUUGGCAUGCUAGGAAGAGGGGGUAGAGUUCCAGGCUUGGGUAGAGAUGGUUGGGUGGUUGGCAAUGUUGGUGUUGUUGGCUGUGGGAGAUUUGGAAUAGAUGGCAAUGGUGGCAGCGUUGCUCUAGGGAAAGUUGGCAUUGGUGGUAAAGGUGGCAUCUGGAGAAGAUAACGAGCUGCUAGGCCAACAUUGAUGCUUGAAAAUGAAAAAGCCAUGAAGAAUGCUAAAACAAAACAAUUGAAAGAGGCCAUUUCUAGAGAUUUGAAACUAAGCAGAGUACUGUUUUCUUAAAGAAGGAAAGUUCUCUCUUAUGGU
Molecule: messenger RNA, 528 nt
Organism: Theobroma cacao (cacao)
Lineage: Eukaryota; Viridiplantae; Streptophyta; Magnoliopsida; Malvales; Malvaceae
Source: RefSeq, a predicted model, not a curated record